AAACAACAAAAUGGACGUGAUAAAGUUUCAAUGUUUACAUAUGUGUGUGCAUUUUUUAAGCACUUUUUUAUAGUUACUUACGUACAAAAAUGAUUAGCGUAGAUGAUUUGAGAAAAAAUAAAUCGGAUUUAAAUGAUACGGAUGCAGAUUCAUUCAGCCUAUCACAUUUAAAAUUUUGUCAGACACAACUACAUACGUAGCCGAAACCUGGUCGAUUUCCAAAUUUCAGUAAGCAGCGACACUUCCAUUCAGGCGGAAUUUUUUGAAUCCCUACCAAAUGCAUCGAAACAUUAUCAGUCAAAAAAUUUGAAUCCUAAUUCAGAAGAUGCAUUCUUAGCAAAUAAUUCCAAUGCUCAAGAACCAACAGCAGAAUUCAACACUCUUGCAUCAAGUAUUAAUCCCAAAUCUGCAAUGAGCGGCGAUGGUAUAUUAAAUAUAUCGGAUGUGGCCGAGUUAUUGCAUUCCCAGUAUGUUAUUAUCACUGGAGGACGGUCCAUCGAUGGCUGCCCUUUGAUUAUAUUCCCGGACAAUAAUAAUUUUCAUUUUUUGGAAGAAGAAGAUUAUCAAAAGUUAAUUUUGUAUAUUACAUCAGUGCCAUCAUUACAGGAUGCUGAUCUUGGCUUCCAUUUAAUUGUGGAUCGACGAAAAGACAGAUGGACUUCCGUUAAGACAGUUUUGCAGAGAAUUUCGGUCUAUUUUCCAGGAAUUAUUCAUGUGGUUUAUGUACUUCGACCUAGUGGUUUGUUCCAAAAAGCUAUAUCAGAAGUAAGCUCAAAAUUUUCCAACGACGAGUAUAGAUUCGAACUUGUUAUUUGCUCCGCGCUUUCUGAUCUUCAUGAAUGUGUCAACGUGAAACAGUUAACUCCAGACAUGGGAGGCGUUUUAUUAUAUUCACAUCAUGAGUGGAUCCAACAACGAAUUUCCCUGGAAAAGUUUUCAUCCAUUACUCAUCAUGUCUCCGCAGAACUGGAUAUAUUUAUAAAAACUAUACAUGAUACCGAGUUUCCCAACUCGGUAAAAGCUACGCAAUUUUUAAUUGAAUCUCAAGGCAACGACUAUAAUCGCUUGAAGGAGGAGAUACUAAUAGCAGCUAAACAUGGAGAAUCGCUUUUGGACAAUAUUAAAAUGAUCGAGGAAUUUAAAGAGUUUUCAGAGCGCACCGGUAACGUUAGUGCCAUCCAAAGACUUCUCGUUCAACUGGAGGAAACGGAACGACGAUUUGAUGAGUUCUGGCAUACUCAUCAUAGCCGGUUACAGCAAUGUUUGCAUUUGCGCUUGUUUGAGCAAGAUUUUCGUGAACUUCAGAAUAUAUUUGAUGGGCAUUUAAAAAUAAUUUCCAAUUUGACUGAGGUUGGUGAAAACACAGAACGUAUAUCCAUACUGAUUCAAGAAACUAAAGAACUUCGUGAAGUUACUCGGAUUAAUAUAGAACGAGCAGAUAAAGUUUUAGCAGUUGGUCAGGAGCUGAUUGGAUCACGAAGACUGUAUCCUUGGGAGGUUGUGCAGCCAAAAUGCGACGAGCUUAAACGAGUUUGCGAUUUGAUUGAUUCGCAACUUAGCCAAAGAAUAGAUACUCUUAUAAAAAAUAGAGUUCUUAUGGAAAGAGUCGAAAAGGCUAAUGAAUGGUGUGCCAAUGGCGUGGAGUUAUUAGCCUCACAACGAAUUGAAAAAUGCUCAGCUUUUACUGAUCUUGAAAAGCUUCAAGAUUUUAUUGCUUCUGCAUCGGAAUUCAAAUUGUCUAGUCCAAGUGAAUUCAAAAAAAUAAUUUUAGAAAGCACAACUCCGGAGACAAAAGCAUUAGUAUCACAGGUUCUGCAGCGUAUUGAUGACGUUUCAUUAAUGUGUGAUAAGCGCAUCGCCAGUCUAAAACAAUUGACUUUAAAACCACAAAGACCUGUUCAGCAAGUUACUCCGAAACCAGCUGUACCAUUACAACCCCAAGGAGGAGCUCCUAGUUUUGUGCGUCGUAAAUCCAACAAGAUUAAUGACGACAUAAAGACUAGACCUAAAUCUUCCGAAUGUGAAGAUAUUAUAUCGAUGUUACCGAACGUAAACCAUGGGGAAGUGCAAAUGAAAAACAAACAGGAUUGUGAGGCUCGUCGUCUUAAGCGAGGACACGUAUUAACGGAACUUUUGGAGACGGAGAAGAUCUAUGUAAACGAAAUAAGUUCAAUUUUAACGGGUUAUUGCGACCAGCUGACAUCCGAUGAGUUCAUGCAUCUUGCACCUGUAAAUCUUCUUGGAAAAGAAGACAUACUUUUUGGUAACUUAAAUGAAUUGUAUUCAUUUCACAACGAAGUUUUUCUAAAGGACCUUGAAAACUGCAUUUCAACCACUGAACUGGUAGCCCUUUGUUUUGUUCAAAGACGGGAUACUUUUUACCGACUCUACUCAUAUUAUUGUCAAAACAUUCCGAAAUCAGAACAUUUGCGUGAAACUCUGGUGGACCCGCAUUUUUUCAUGCUAGGUUGCCAGAAACGGCUGGGUCAUAAACUUCCACUUGCUGCAUAUUUACUUAAGCCUGUACAAAGGAUUACCAAAUACCAAUUACUUUUAAAGGACUUACUUCGCUAUAGCGACAGUGGUAACUGUACUAAGGAACUUCAAAAGGCACUUGACUGUAUGUUAAUAGUUCUAAAGUGUGUUAACGACUCUAUGCACCAAGUAGCUAUUACAGGAUAUCCGACUAAUUUGGCUGAACAAGGUGAACUCUUAAUGCAAGACGCGUUUCAAGUGUGGACAGAAUCGAAAAAAGACAUUCGCAUUCGGAUCAAGCCGCGUCAACGGCAUAUUUUUCUUUAUCAAAAAUCGUUGCUUUUUUGCAAACAAUUAACAAAACCGGGUCACAACAAAAGUACUUACCAAUUUAAACAUCAUAUUAAGAUGUCUGAAGUUGGCUUAACAGAGUCUGUACGUGGUGAUACGAAACGUUUUGAAGUUUGGCUUAAAGGACGUCAAGAAGUACACAUAUUACAAGCGCCAUCGAUCGAUGUUAAAAUCAAAUGGGUUGCAGAAAUCAAACGGGUCUUGUUUAAUCAACUCGAAGAACUAAAAGGAGAAAAAAUCAAGCAAUAUAAUUUUAGUCAUCGGGACUUUAUGAAAACCACAACUUGGGAUGCAGCCAAUGUUAAUCUUGGCCCAAUAAAUCACAUAAGCUUAGACGAAUGUUUAGAAUCAUGCAGCCGAAACAAAAAUUACAGUAUUGAUACUGAAAAAGUGAGAAAUACUAGUAAAAACGAGAAGGACAAUCCGGAAAAAGGCGGUUGGAGCUCGGACUACUCAAAUAGUGACGACGAAUAUUCAUUUGACGAAUGUACCUCAUUGGGAGGUAAAUUUAUUUCUCUUGCGGAUUAUACAGCUGCGGGACAUUCUGAAGUUUCGAUGAAUGAAGGCGAUACAAUAGAACUUUUAAAAACCGGAUGCGCUGGCUGGUGGUAUGUGCGAGUUUCAGAAAAUGCUGAAGGCUGGGUCCCGGCUGCAUACUUGGAAUCUAUAAACCGAAAGUCGUCAAAGCUUUUAAGUGGAAACUAGCAGUGAAUAAUUUAAUAUUAACUUGUUGCAAUUACUUCUCUCAAACGAAAUUUUAUUUAUUGUCAUAUAAAUGCAUACAAAAACUACCCUUUUCCGCAACGUCUAAUGUAAAUGUAUAAUAAAAGAGGAUUCGGAUUGUCAAAUUGCUUUUUCCUUUUCGUGCUAGACGGCGAAUAAAUAUAGUAUGAUUAAUGAAUUUUAUUAUAAAAUAGUUUUAAAUUAGUUUUAACUAGAUGAGUAGAAAGCCAAAAAUUUAUCGUCUUACUGUAAACCUAAUUUAAAACUUAAUUUAAAACAUAAAUAAACAAAUUUAAUAUUAAA
Messenger RNA from Drosophila ananassae, 3852 nucleotides. RefSeq names its product guanine nucleotide exchange factor DBS. Gene Ontology annotation, molecular function: protein binding; guanyl-nucleotide exchange factor activity. The coding region runs from base 412 to 3531 and encodes 1039 amino acids. The record is from RefSeq and is a predicted model, not a curated record. Gene Ontology annotation, biological process: intracellular signal transduction. The transcript is spliced from 18 exons. Gene Ontology annotation, cellular component: cytoplasm. Lineage: Eukaryota; Metazoa; Arthropoda; Insecta; Diptera; Drosophilidae.